Molecule: messenger RNA, 2025 nt
Organism: Pediculus humanus corporis (human body louse)
Lineage: Eukaryota; Metazoa; Arthropoda; Insecta; Psocodea; Pediculidae
Exons: 11
Coding region: 1-2025 (674 amino acids)
Biological process (GO): protein localization to cell surface; synaptic transmission, cholinergic
Cellular component (GO): intracellular membrane-bounded organelle; neuron projection; neuronal cell body
Source: RefSeq, a predicted model, not a curated record
AUGGCGAACGUAGAGUUUGGCACGGGUAAAACAGUGGUUAUUUUGUCAAUAGUCGCUGCUUGCUUCGCUGUAUUAUGGCCAAAAAUAUUUUACCCAAUGCUAACCAGUAUGGGAAAAAAAAAUUCGGAUUAUGAUUCUGGAUGUUGUGAUGUUUUAUUUGAUAAUGAUAUCAACGCAUUGAAAAUAAUAAAUGAAAUGUGCGGUACUAUAUUAAACCGCCAUGAAAAAUUUCAUUCGAAAUUAUCCCAAACUUUCGAACAAGGGAAAUUGAAUAAGGAAAUAAUAACAAUGUGUAGAAAUGAAGUAAUGAAUAUGUGCGGCAUCGAUAUUGCUGAAUUUUUAAAUAAAAAAGAAAAACUAGGGCAUUCUUAUAAGCAAAUGCUUGAUGAAAUAAGAUCCUUUAAUAUAUCAAUUUGCUUAAGGCAAAAUUUCGGUGUUAAUCCUGGAUUAUUAGGAGCACCAAGAAGAAUGAGAAUUUGGGGUACUUCGUAUCCAAGGCAUUUGAGACAAGAACGUCCGUUACAUUUUCGACCUGAAAUGCUUCACCCAGCCUUAAGAGAAAAAGGUAGAGCCAUUCCUCAAAGUCAUUCAGUGCCUAAAACUUCAUCAUCUGAAAAAGAUCAAUCUACGAGAACUUUACCCGUGUCAAGCAUGAGACCUCCAAUGGGGGGUGCAGGACAUGUGGUUCCACCCUCUAGAACUGGUGGAACGAUGAAUAUUAUAAUGCCUUUGUAUACUAUCGGAAUAGUAAUUUUUUUCAUGUACACAGUUAUGAAGGUGUUUAUGAAAAAAACAAAUGGCAGUAGUGAAAUGAAAGAUUUUACAUCGGAUCCAGAAUUUCGAAGAGUUGUAUUUUCCGAUGAUUACACCAAUGGUUUACCGUCAAAAAUCGAAGAAAGUAUAAGUGAUUCGUCAGAAAAGCAAAAAAACGUCGCACCCCAAAUUUGGAAAUCACCAGUUGACGAUUCAACUAGAUUAGGAAAUAAUGAAAAUGAUCAUUUGAAAAAAAGACUCGAAGAAACGGAAAAAGCCAUGGAAAGGAUAGUAGCGACAAUGGAAACGAUUCCUGAUAAACUAGCUUGCAGCAUGAAAAUUAGUCGAUUAUUUACAACAAUAAAUAUAAUGUCUGCCAUCACAGGGUUAUUAACUGAAGUGGAUCAGCAUCUUAAAGUGAAGGGGGAUACUCAGACUCAGUAUAGUACAGAGUACAAGGGUAAAAAAGAUGAGCCACAAGACACAGAAACGGAAUCUUCAAAAAAAAUACAGGAGCAGACGAAAAAAGAUGAUGAUUUCGAUAUUGAUUCUACAAGGGUAAAAAGCGAUUUAGAAGGAGAGGAAGAAUUCGAUGAAACGAAGCCGAAAGUCAAAGUGAUGGGAUUAGAAAUGAUAGCAAAAUGCGAAGGAGGUCAAAAGUGGAGUAGGCCGGCAACGCCGAAUUUGGGAGUCGGCUCUCAUAACAAACCUUCAACUCCCAUUCAACCUCCUCAAGAUCCUGAACCACAAAAUAUAUUUUUAGAAGGAGCCUUACCUCAACAAUCUCAACUUCUUGUAAGCGAUUCCAAAACUCAGGCUCUUACAAUUGAAAACGACGAUGAUUUAGACUCGCCCGUCAUACUUAGCAGCAAAAUGACAUUAUCAUUGAUAAGUUUAGAUUCACCUGUGGAAGAUGAAAAAAAACAACAAGAUUUAUCUCAGAAAACAGAAGAUGAAAAUUUAUUUAGCGCGGAUUCGACUUUACUAAAUGAAUUGUUAGAUGGAAGUGGACGGGAUUUGGAAGAAGAUGAAGAAGGAUUUAAAGAAUCAAAAUUAUUAAAAAAUGAUUCAGAAGAAGAUUUAUCGAAAAAUUACGUCACAGCUUCAAUGAGUGGAUUAAUAAAUAGCGAUCAAGGUGUGGAUUUAGAAGAUACAUCAGUCGAUAUGUCUGUAUUAGAAUCUUCAGAAUGGCCUGAAGAUCGAGAAGAUGAAAAUUCUCAUUUGCCGAAUGGCAGCGAUUUAGAAAAUCAACAAAGGGAAGAUUUACAAUGA